This is a messenger RNA of Daphnia magna, 1627 nucleotides long. Its product is annotated as bestrophin-2. The coding region runs from base 308 to 1495 and encodes 395 amino acids. The transcript is spliced from 7 exons. The record is from RefSeq and is a predicted model, not a curated record. Lineage: Eukaryota; Metazoa; Arthropoda; Branchiopoda; Diplostraca; Daphniidae. Gene Ontology annotation, molecular function: chloride channel activity.
AUCUAUCGAUCCUCCUGUUCACUUAAUAAUUCACUUUUCGCGUCAACUGAGCCUUGAAUUAGAGAUCACAAUGGGCCGUAAAUAUACUGAGACAUCCAUCGACCACUGGAGGCUGGAAUUGAAGCCUUUACGAAGAUCACGACGUGCUUCUCUAUUUCAGUUCAUCCGCAGUCGUGUCUCGACAGUCAGGUCAGCAAGUUGCUGCAUCGCAAUAAAACCUUACACUUAGAGGUUAUUGUCUUUAUCUUGCAUAAUCCACAGUCAUUGAGAAACAUAAGGAUGCAUAAGAAGAGUGAGAUCAAUUGUUAUGUAUACCAUUAAAACUUUACGACAACAUUACGUUUUAUUACGUCGAUCGUGUGUAGACAACAUGACGACUGGAGCCUCUAUCUACCCAGACGAAAUGGAUAAAGGCGCCACAUCAAAUCACAUGGGCAUCGGUCGCAUGUUGAUUAUGUGGCGACGCUCAGUUUACAAAGUCGUUUAUCAAGAACUUAUCGUCUUUCUUCUUCUUUUCGGUAUUCUCAGUGUCGUCUACAGAUCCGUUCUCAACGACGUUCAAAAAAAAUACUUUGAGCAAUCGAAAGUGUUUUUCCAGUCGUACAUCGAUCACUUGUCAGUUCCGUUUCUUCUCGGAUUCUACGUCACAACCGUAGCCGGUCGAUGGUGGCAGCAAUAUCUUACCAUUCCAUGGCCAGACAGAUUGAUGCUGGCUAUUCAGAUUUACAUCACCGGCGAUCAGGAACUAAUUCGAGAACUGAGGCAAGGACUCGUUCGUCGUUCACUUUUGAUGUUGGUGCUCUUGCUACGUUCGAUAUCACCAGCCGUGCGUCGCCGCUACCCAACUCUUAAGAGUCUCGUCCUAGAUGGUGUUAUGACUCGAAAAGAGAAGCAGUCUUUCGAAUCGAUUGUUCCAGUUGUCAAUUUGUUUUGGGUACCUGCUACUUGGUUUGCGACAGCACUCCAGGACGCUGUCAGCGAUGGAAUGCUGACCAACGAAUACGGCACAAAACUCAUCAUGGAGGAAUUUUUAGAAUUUCGUGCCAACUGCGGUGCCCUUUGGAGCUACAACUGGGUUAGCAUUCCAAUGAUCUACACUCAAGUGUGCACGUUAUCCACGUAUUCCUAUUUCAUUGCCUGUCUCGUAGCCCGUCAAUAUACGGGUCCUAGUCAUCAAUCGCUCCAGGAUAUCGACAUUGUCCUGCCUAUCGGUACAGUCAUGGAACUCGUUUGCUACGUCGGACUGCUCAAAGUGGCCGAACAAAUAAAAAAUCCUUUCGGCGAUUCCGACGAAGAUUUUGACCUCAACUUUCUCAUCACCCGACAUCUUCGAACAGUUCAUCUAGGACUGGAUGACUUGGACGUGAAUUGCCCGCCUUUGACGGACGCUAGUUCAGGACAAGCGGCUUCCAAUGAAGCGGGUGAUAGUUUACAGCUGAUGCCGGGCCAGUUGCUGCAGAAUGAACGACACGCGUCGGAACUUAUCAAGUACUGAUAAUCCUACUAGACUACACAAGGGCCAUAAAUGAGAUCUACCCUCAUAGAUGCACAAAAAUUCUACAGACAUUGGCUUGAACAGUUUGCAGCCAGAUCAAUUUCAGUCUAUUACAAAGUUAACUAAACAAAA